Messenger RNA from Suillus subaureus, 2883 nucleotides. RefSeq lists its product as uncharacterized. The transcript is spliced from 10 exons. Bases 1 to 2883 code for a protein of 960 amino acids. The record is from RefSeq and is a predicted model, not a curated record. Lineage: Eukaryota; Fungi; Basidiomycota; Agaricomycetes; Boletales; Suillaceae.
AUGUCCUACUGGCAGAAGAUUUUGAUUCAUGAGAGUGGAAGUAGAGUUAAUUUUCCAGACGACUGGAUUCAGACUAGUGUCACUAUCGACAUUCCAACAAAAUCAAAGGAGGAUGGGUCUCAGCCUUAUACCAUCCCCGGAUUUCAUUAUCACCCUCUUGUUGAAGUCAUACGUGUGGUGUUCGUGGAUGCACAGGCGGGAGCAUUCCAUCUCUUCCUUUUCCAACGGUUAUGGAAAGAUCCUUUAGAUGACCAUCAAGAACGAAUUUAUGAUGAGCUGUACACUUCAGAUGCCUGGCUGGACGCUCAGGACAGUAUUCAGAGGAUACCAAAAGAACCUGGGCAUUCACUCGAGCGUGUCAUCGCGGGUCUCAUGUUUUUUUCCGACGCUACUCAUUUGGCAAACUUUGGGACUGCGAAGGCCUGGCCGCUCUACCUAUAUUUUGGUAAUCUCACAAAAUAUGCACAAUCAUCACCCUUAUCAGGGGCAUGCCACCUAGUGGGGUUUUUACCCUCACUUCCCGACGGUGUUAAAGAUGUACUCAGUAGCUUAUCUCACAUAUUGAAGAUGGGCAUGACGUCCCUUCAUGCCCACUGUCGUAGAGAACUGUUUCAUUCCUGCUGGGAGAUCCUAUUGGAUGAAGAUUUUCUUUCUGCGUACCGCCACGGUAUCGUUCUGAAAUGUGCUGACAGAGUGGUGUGGAGGGUGUUUCCCCGCAUCUUCACGUACUCCGCUGAUUAUCCUGAAAAGGUUUUAAUUGCAACUAUCAAGGACAUGGGCUUAUGCCUGUGUCCUCGCUGCUUGACACCCAAAAUCUCGUUUAGUUUUCUCGGACUCGCGAGGGACAUGAGAAGUCAUAUAAGCAACCUUCAAGUUUAUGUCAUGGCCAAUGUUGUCAGGGCUUGUGAAUUUAUCUACGCUGGGGGAAACACGGUAGACGGCGCAAAGGUAGAACAUACCCUUGGAGAGGGCUCGUGGAUACCUACUCUGAACCAAUUUGUCGAAAAACUUGGACCUCUAGGCCUUGACCCAUUCUGCAUGCUCAUCGUCGACUUCAUGCACGAGUGCGAACUGGGUACCUGGAAGGCCCUGUUCACACAUCUUAUAAGGCUUCUUUAUGCCCUUCCUCAGGGUAGUGAGCUUGUUGCAGCUUUGGACAGCAGGUUUCGACAGGUCCCAACCUUUGGUCUUGGCGUAAUUCGCAGAUUUUCAAAUAAUACAUCUGAGAUGAAAAGACUGGCAGCUCGUGAUUUUGAAGAUAUCUUACAGUGUGCCAUUCCAGUCUUCGAAGGGUUGUUCCCCGAUGACCAUGAUGCAAUGGUGCAGUCUCUGUUGUAUCAAUUUGCCAAAUGGCAUGCGCUUGCCAAGCUCAGGCUUCACUCUGAGUCUACGGUCAAUUUUCUCAAAGAAACAUUUAAGAAGCUGUUGCAGAAGUUAUGGAAGUUUCGAGCCUUUACCUGUGCUGCUUUCAACGCCAUCGAAUUACCUAAGGAGAAAGCGGCUCGCCAACGCAAAGCUGCUCAACGCUUGGAAGCAAAUGGUUCUCUUCCACAAUCCAGUGGGCCAAGGACAAAGAAGUUCAAUUUAGGUACAUAUAAGUUUCAUGCGAUGGGGGACUAUGUGAGAACCAUCAAGCUCUUUGGGACCACAGAUUCCUUCACUACUCAGAUUGGAGAGCUCGCUCACAGAGCGUUAAAGGCAUUUUAUCCGCUCACUAACAAGUUAGACACUCCAGCACAGUUAGCUAAGCACGAGCAUAGGCGCCGUGUACUACGGCGUGUGGGAGAGGUUGGUGAUUCACCCUCUUCUAGCAGUCAACAACCAGCCCAUGCUCCCUCAUUGGCGUCCUAUGACAACUUGAAGCAUCACCAUAUUGCAACUACUCAGAACAACCCGGUCAACCUAUUUUUGUUUCUCCAAUCACACGAUGGUGAUCCAGCCCUUCAGAAUUUUAUACCAAAAUUAAGGGACCAUAUCCUAUAUAGGCUGCGGGAGCUGGAGAUUGGUUAUUGCGAUCACAUUUUCACGGACGAGGAAUGGAACUCGAUCAUCAUCCCAAACAACACAAUCUACUUGGUUCAAACAAUGCAAGUACACUACACGACUUAUGACUUACGGCGUGAGCACAACACCAUUAAUCCUAGGACCCAUGGGGACGUUAUGGUGCUUUCCAGGGAGACAAGGCCUAGUCACCCCUACUGGUAUGCUUGUGUAUUGGGCAUAUACCACAUGGUUGUAUGGAUCAACAAUGGGGGCCAACCAGUGAAGCGACACCUCGAAGUUCUAUGGGUUAGAUGGCUGGCAGGCUUGCGAAGCUAUAAGUCUGGGAUGAAACAUGCUCAUCUUCCAAAGAUAGCAUUUGUGGAGGAGUCGGAUCGGGAUGCUUUCAGGUUCCUCGAUCCAGGACAGGUAAUCCGAGGGGCACAUUUAAUUCCUGUGUUCGCCUCAGGACGUGGUGUAAGCUCGCUUCAUCACGGAGAGUCGUUGGCACGCCCUGGGGGGGAGCUGGAUGAUUGGGAGGAGUAUUACAUUGGGAUAUUCGUGGAUCGAGAUAUGUACAUGCGCUAUACUCACUUUGGCGUUGGGCAUUCUGCCAUGCUGCGGAAGAUCAUUAAAGAUUGCCUCGGCUCUCAUUUGGUGCACAGCAGUGUUGUAAACGGUGGUAACCAGGGGGAUGCUGAUGGUGAAGAGACCUGCGAAGGUGAGGGUCAUGACAAAUGCAACGAUGGACAAGAGGGCAGCGAUGACUCUGACGAGGACGAGGAAGAAUAUGACUUGGAUGAUGAGCUUAGUGAUGGGGAGCUGGUCGAGGGAGUCGGGGAGGACAACAGUGAAGAGUAUGGAGAUGAACUUGACGACAAGCUUUAUGGUAUCUCCUUCUAG